Molecule: messenger RNA, 5680 nt
Organism: Paramisgurnus dabryanus
Lineage: Eukaryota; Metazoa; Chordata; Actinopteri; Cypriniformes; Cobitidae
Source: RefSeq, a predicted model, not a curated record
CACUGAGUAUCUUCAGUAAUGAAGUCAUGAAAAUGUAAAACUACACACAUGAUAAAAACUGCUGCAAACAUGAUUAACAAUAAAGAAAUUAAAUAAGUCACAACAAAAACAAAAACUCUUUUCAUCAGCUGCUGUUUGCAGAGGUGUUUGUAAUAAAUAGACUGAGAACAUUUUGCAUACAUUUAUUAUUAUUAUUUAAAGUCAUUUAAUCAGAAUUGACCCAUUAGCUAUGUCCUAAAUGAUGGUGGACCAACUCAAGAAUCCCUAAAAUCGUCUGAAAUACAAUCUACUGAAAAAAUGUUGUAAUGUUAUGUUGAAUUGUUUAACAACAGUGAGAUGAGCUAAUACAGUAACUGCAUAUUUUUUUACUUUUCUGUUUUUUUUAGUUUUGUAUUAGUGCCACAACAACACAUGAUCAUGGUUCACCAACCCUUUAUGUUUUUAUAUUUUUGUGGUUUAUAUUUUUAGUAAAUAAUCACAUAAAGACAAAAUAUAAUGUUAGAAAAUGUAGUAAUUUUUUUAUUAUAGUUAUUAGAUUUAUAGUAAAUAAAUGAUUAGACACAGCUGUCAGGUACAAAUGAAGUUUAAAACAUACGUUCGGGAGGAGCCUAAACAUUCAGUCCUGUCAAUCAUCCUAACAGCCUAUUUAAGCGAGUUAGUCUCCACGCCUUACAUUGACGAUUCAUCCGGCUUUAGGCCCCGCCCAUUUCCGGAACAUGUCCCUCCAAGACAAACUCCUACUCUUCACCUUUGAUGAAGAAUUUUCCUCUGACGCAGAUUUAUCAUCAGCGGUCGUCGGGCCAUCCCAGGACCCUCCAACUCUAACCAUGUUCCCACGCAGAGCUUCGACGAAAGAGGACGCCCUUCCCAGCGUCCUCCUGCCGUUUAACCUUAGCGCUGCCGCCUAAAUCUUUUCUCUCUGCCUCCAGCGAGACGUCCUCGAACCACUCUUUCUGUGACUCCACCCAGACCAUCUCAAAUCCCUGCAAUAGAAAAAUGGACUGUGAACGGGAUGCGGCACGCUCUCACGUCUGCCGACAUCAAGUUUUCUAGAAGGCUGUCAAAAGCCCAACUUUACGAGCUUUACCUCUGUGCUCAAACCAGUCAGACCCCAGUAGCAGCUCCCCAGACAUCAUCCAAAAAAGGUCCUGAUUGCCCUCGUAAGAAUCCGCAGUGCGUUUCUGCAAACCCAAGGCCUUCACCAGCGCCAACCGCCUCGAGGGCUUCCCUUCCAGCCGCCGCGCCGCCUUCCACCGCAGUAAGCAUCUGCCCCUCCCCUUCUAGCCCAGCUGGUGCGACCGUCGCCCCAAACACCUCUCCACCCGUAAUCUACCCUUUCCUCGCACCCACAUCUGCCUCUCUCUUCGCUAAUGCCUCCCCAUCCAACCCCAUCUCUCUCCCUCUUCAGCUUUGCUAAAUCAGGCUCAAAACCCACCAAUUGUCCCCCCCCUCUUAUUUUCCAACUUGGGAUUUCCUCUAAUGUCACGGGAGUGCCCCCUAGCAUGUGGCUGCCUCCGCAGGCGAGAAACACUCUAGCUCCUCUCCCCUUCUCUUUCCACAGAUCUCUCUCCUGAGUGCAGAGCAUGGCAUGAGGCUGCCUCCGCAUACAGCGCCUACCCCAUUUUCACCUCUCUUAGGCCAUUCUCCUUCCUACACCCUUCUCACAGCCUUCCUUUUAGCAAUGCCCGCUACGCCGUUGCCAUGGACCCGCCACCUGGUCUCAGCCUCAUGUUGCUUUCAGACAGCCAGCGACUUUCUCGCUGUGUGUCACCCGUCUCUUUCAACGAGGCGUUUCUAAAUCUGCUUGUCAUAAACAAAUGAGUACCAUCUACUCCAGUAACUGACAAGAGAAGGAUGACAUGAACUCCACUGCUUCGUUCUCAUCUGUAGUCCCUCAACAUUUGCAUAAAGUUAAACUCUUCUUAACUUUCUCGCGUCGCUGGGCACGCCCAUACGGUCACCAAUGGUCACUUUCGCUCGUGCCGCCGAAGUCGCCAGGUUUCCAUUGAAAUGAAUGAGAUUGCGUUGCUCUGCUACUGCUGGUCGCUGGUUGUCUGAAUGGGGAGUCAGAUGUCACGCCCACAGACUGUUGGCUAAAUGUCUGAUGUUUCUCGUACACUUUUCUGGAAACCCUGUGAGAAUGUCAAAGUCUUCUUUGAUUGGUGGAAAUAAACCGGAUUUCCAGGAGACGUGUCACGAUUAGUGUCAGUCCCUGGAAAACAAAGCUCUGACGUUCCAUUGAGGAAGAGAACAGUCGUGUUCACGUGGAUAUAAAUGACCAGUUAUCAUGAUCAGCGGUAUAGACUCUCUAAAAGACAUCCAAGAGUUUUGCUUGAGGCAGUAAGUGGAGUCAAAAAGUUUAGUUUUCCUGAAUUGCUUGUAGGUGUUACAAAGUGGAGAGAUAUGCUUUAAACAGACGUUUAUUGUCGUGAUGAAGUGCACAACGUUGUUCUAUGGUGAGUAAUGUUGUUUAUUUAGAUGCUAUUCGGUUGGCUGGUUAUUUCAAUAACUGACUUGUUGCCAGCCUGCUCGUUGUUGUGGGGAGUCCGAAACGUGAAGCUAGACGAAACAAACUGUGAUUGGAUGUUUGACAUGUCGGUCAAACAGCUUGUUGGCGGGCUUUGUCCAGAAAAAGCAGCGAAAAACACCAGACCUUUAGUAUUGAAGGUCUGGCUACGCGAGACUACCCACCACCCAUCUCCAACUCACUUCGCUCUCAAAUUCUUUCAGGUACUGACAUGGACACGGUCUCUCCUUUCUCUUUUUCCAAAAAAAGAUAGCCAUCGUUUUCUGGCCUGUGGCGCUUUCUCCGUCGUCCUUAAAGACUAACCUUCCAACUCCAACCACAUACUCUCAUUUGCAGAAUUCGUCAUAGCCUUUAAUAAAUAUCACUGCAUGAAAAGAGGUGUAUCCGUACUAGGAAACUCCUGUAAACACCACUGAUUUUCGGAAGUAUCUACUAGUUCCGCUGAGUGUAAACUUCUAAUUCCACCAAGUUAGGAAACUCCCGUAAUGAUACCAAUUCGGAUGUAUCUUGCUGAGGGGAUAUUCCUGUGGUAUAUGCAGCCAUUUGUUGCCAUGGCAAAUAAUCCCACUGAAGAUUUUGUCAGGGGACAUUUUCACACCUACAGAGGUACUGGGAUUUCACACCUUUGCACAAUUCUAGUGUCCCCAUUGGUGUUUAAAGGAGCAUUUCACCCGUAGAAACAUUAAUCUUUAUUGAAAUUGUGUCAUAUUUGUAGUAGAAAUUUAACACACACUUCAAAUGUGGUGCCUACUUGACCGAGAAUAGACAGAAAUUGACUUUAGGGUGUCAUUUGUAUAGAAUACCACAACUCCCACAAUGCACCACGAUGCACGGCUCCGCAAAGCCACUCCCACUAAUCCAGAACACCGCCUACAAGACUUAUUCAUUUCACAGAAAACUUUUAUCGAGUUAGUUGGCGAAUUACUCCUCGUUUGUUUUUCUGUCAAAAUGGUGAAUUCUUGCAUGGUACAGGGAUGUUCAGUCAAAGCAAGGAAAGGGCAACAAGUAAGUUUUCAUUAUCUACCGAAAGAUACGGAGCGAUGCAAACAGUGGCUCAGGGUGAUAAAUCAUCCGUACUACUCGGAACACACACCCGCGGAAUAUUUGAAAAAACUAAAGGUUUGCAGUCUUCAUUUCAAAAAAGAAGACUUCCAAUUGAAUGUCUUGGGAAUGAAGAGAGUCGCUCUUUUGGACUCCGCCAUUCCGUCGGUGUUUACCUUUCCAGAAGACGAUGAACAACCGGGGCCAUCUGGACUUAGCAGCGCGAAACGCAUUCGCUUGGAGACUGAGACUGCGUCUGAUGCUGCUUUGCUAUCGUCGUCGUCGGAAGAUGAUGAACAACCGAUUACAACAUCAACACCUGUCAAGCAACCUACCCCUGUCCAAGCAGCACAGUUUUUGCCAAGUACACCUGGUGCCCUUGACACAAGUGCCAGCAGCAUUGAAGUUGGUUUCAUCGACGAAAGCUAUCAGCUUGAGUCGACCAUUACCCCCACAUCAUCAUCUUCGUCAUCAGAAGAUGAAGGUGGAAAAGACUGGCAUGAGAAGAAGGUUAUUGUCAAUGAAUCUAGCCUAAUGUCACUAUUUAAAUUCUGCCAGAUGUGUGGGAAACCUAUUUCUUCGAAGGACAUCUUUGAUAAUGGGGCACAGAGAAAAGUAAAAUGGACUUGUCUUGGGGGUCAUUCGGGGACUUGGACAUCUUCACCUGAUGUUAGAGGAAUGCCACAGGUGAAUCUCCUUUCUGCAGCAGCUGUUUUGUUCAAGGGUGGAACAUACACGGAACUGUCAGACUGGUGCACAACCAUGAGCAUCCAAAUGAUUUCACAAACGACAUUUUACACCAUUCAGAACGCAUACUUGCAUCCCGCUAUUGAGAACUUGUAUGAGGAGAGAAGAAAUGAAGUUUUGGCAAGAAUUUAUUUGGAACAGGAGGAUGGGAAGCGCCCACACUUGGCGGGCGAUGGCCGAUGUGACUCGCCAGGUUUCAAUGCAAAGUAUUGUCACUACACAUUUAUGCUAGACGAUACAAAGGAGAUAAUCCACACGGAGCUGGUGCAGUGUACAGAGGCCACCAGCUCUGGAGCCAUGGAGCCAUUAGGUUUUAGAAGGGGAAUGACAGAGCUUCUAGACUUGGGCCUUGACGUGGAGGUGAUGACAACGGACCGCUCGUCAUCAAUAAGGAAGAUAAUGAGGGAACAAUAUCAUAAUAUCCAGCACGAAUUCGACAUCUGGCACACAGCCAAAGGUUUCCGGAAUAAAAUACUGACGAAAGGGAAAAAAAAGGACACUGCAAUCCUUCUCGCAUGGACCAGGUCUAUCGUAAACCACAUGUGGUAUACCUGUGCCACAAGUAAGGGGAACAUAGAGGCACUGCAAAACCGUUGGAAAUCAAUUAUACACCAUGUUUGCAAUGAACACGAGUGGAGAGAUGAUGACGGAACACUGCAUCAGUGUGAUCAUCCUCCUCUUACUGCCCAGGACCAGAGGGUGCGAAUGUGGAUUGGCAAGGACUCGGUGGCAUUGCAGGCCCUGUCGUCACUGGUCCUAGACAAAAAACUGUUGAAAGACCUCAACCAGAUGGCACUCUUCAAACAUACUGGGCCACUGGAGAACUUUCAUAGUGCCAUGCUGAAAUACCUCCCCAAGCGGCAGGCCUUCUCAUACCAUGGGAUGAGGGAGAGGUGCCACCUUGCCAUCUUGGACCAUAAUGAAAACAUUGUGAAAAGGAGGCAAGCCACCACAGUGACAGGAGAAGAACGAUUCAAGCAGGUGUACUGCAAGAAAUCCAAGCAGUGGAUACUAAAAAAAGUCUACACACCACAUACCACAGACUUUGUCACAGAUUUAAUAGAGAAGGUCCUGGAAAAUAGACGGAAUCCAAACAUCCCAUUCAAAAUGGCGACCUCGUCACUUGCCCUGCCACAACCUGCGUUGCCACCCAACAUAGCCCCAAUACCGAAACCUUCAAAGGAGACUGCCAAAGAAUCAUUCCAAAGCCGAUUCUGAUACAUCACAUCGCACCCAACUCCAUCUCUCACUGCUCUGCCUCACCAGCUGUGCCUUUUUAUAUUCUGCCACCACUGUGUGUGUCUGUGUGUGUAUAUAUUUACAUUUUAUUUUUAUCUUGUUUAGUUUCUAUAACUACAUUCAUGC